AUGACAAAAAGCUACCAACCACCCUUGCCUCUCGUUGCAUUCAGCGGUGAACUACACACACCGUGCUUCAAGAUGUUCAACAACGCUCGCUAUGUUCAUAUUGAAAACAGUGCGAUUAACUUCGCGAUGCAGACGCAUGGAACGCUAGGUCUGCAACUCUUGCUCCAAAAGACUACCGCUGGGGCAACUCAUGACUCUGCCCUGCUCGAAUCGCAUGCCCCAUGCCACCCCAUGACCCGCAAAAUGGUCCUACAGCGCAUAAUGGACUGGGUCAGCGCCGCUGAACAUCAAUCAGACAUCCUCUGGCUGCGCGGCCCAGCAGGUGCCGGGAAGACCUCUAUCUCGAAAGCCAUCUGCUCGUCAUGCCGUGAAGUAGGUGUCCUCGGCGGCAGCUUCUUCUUUCUGCGCAACGUCCAGCAGCUCAACAACCCUCGGGGUCUGGUCACGACGCUUGCUUAUCAGCUUGCCGUUGCCUUCCCAGAGUUGGCCGAACGGAUCAACGAGGUUCUAGGGCAAGAUCCCUCUAUCCUCGACAAGACGAUGGAGCAACAGCUCCAGAAACUGGUCAUCGAGCCCGCGCUGGCGGUCGACUUUGCAAGGAGCCACCGUCGCGUGGUCUUCGUCGUCGAUGGGUUGGACGAAUGCGUGUCCGAGGAGGCGCAGUACCAGAUAAUUCGACUCAUCAGCUCCGUCUUCAAACACGAUCGAGUUCCGUUUUGCUUCGUCAUCGCGAGCCGUCCUGAACCGUGGAUCCGAGAAGAGUUCGAGUCCGACAUCUUCAAGCACAAUCUGCAGCAAGUGUCGCUCGAGCAAUCCGACGAUGCUGAUCAAGACAUCCGCACUUUCCUCACCCACGAGUUCGUCAGCAUAUACGAGAGUCCCAGACACGCAUAUAGCAUGUCAGGCAUUGCGAAACAAUGGCCCUCUCCUGAAGACAUCAACGUGCUCGUCCAUAGGGCGUCCGGGCAGUUCAUCUAUGCUGUGACGGUGCUGAGGUUCGUGGACGACCCUAAUUAUUACCCACCCGAUCGCCUACGACUGGUCCUCGACAUCCCUUUGACGACGACGCCUUACAACCCCCUCGCCGAGCUCGAUAAGUUGUACAUGCAGAUAAUGGGGACGUGUGUGGACAAGAAGCAGACGCUUGACGUGCUCGCUACCCUCCUCACCAUGUUGACAUUGCGACAAACGUCAACACUGGAGACACCGUUCGUGUGGUUUCCGCGCCUUGAAUUGCUGGAUGUCGCAGGGUCUCUGCUGGGUCUCGGGCCAAACGAGGCCUAUCGAUCAUUGAGGAUGAUUCAUUCUUUGGUCAAAAUUUCGCCCCUGUCGAGUGAGGAGCGCGAGAAGGCGUCGUUCGAUGCUGGGUACUGGCACGAAACAAUCAACAGGCCAGAUGCGAUAGCUUUUCAUCAUAAAUCGUUCCCUGAUUUUCUGCUCGAUUGGAGGAGGUCAGGGUGUUGCUUCAUUGAUAUGGAUUCAACGCAUCGACGUACCGGUCUGGCCUGUCUGCAUAUCAUGAAAGACUUGUCCUCGAAGCAUCCGUCGCGGAUCAACUAUGUGGCAUGGGGUUAUGCACUUCUCUAUUGGCAUCGCCACUUCUGUGCUUCGGGGCCCCCAUGA
Cyclocybe aegerita is the source of this 1623-nucleotide messenger RNA. The record is from the annotation of a GenBank genome assembly. NCBI's taxonomy places the organism in Eukaryota, Fungi, Basidiomycota, Agaricomycetes, Agaricales, Hemipholiotaceae.